Messenger RNA from Penicillium angulare, 462 nucleotides. RefSeq lists its product as uncharacterized. The coding region runs from base 1 to 462 and encodes 153 amino acids. The transcript has a single exon. NCBI's taxonomy places the organism in Eukaryota, Fungi, Ascomycota, Eurotiomycetes, Eurotiales, Aspergillaceae. The record is from RefSeq and is a predicted model, not a curated record.
AUGCGACCAGGCAAGAUCUUGAAAUCGCACGUCAAUAACGAGGAACUUUCCGGAGCAACCGCUGCACAGAGAACUUCCGUUAUUCGCAAAGGUUCGGCGCGGUCGGUGUUCAUUGUCGCUCAGAAAUACAGACAAGUUCAGACAAGUUUCGGCAGCUUCAAACCAGGUCCAAUCACUGCUACGCAUUCCAUGCUCUCAGAUAUACCGAUUCUUAUGAAGGACUCUCCUGCUGGUUCAAGGUUGAAAGUAGAAUCCGAAACGAAACAGACACUAGCUCUGCCACCACAUAUUACUCUUUCAUUUUGCCUUCAAGCUAUGCGAGAGCUUUCCACUUCUUGGGACAUAGCAAAUCGCAUAGGGCGCAACCUGGAGAAUCUUUACUGCAACACCACAAAAAUGCCAAAUGUGCCUAUGAGUCUGCCAGUCAACUUGGACGGAACUACGCCCAGUUUGGGGACUUAG